AUAUGGAGUUCUGAUUGAACGAAAACUUCUGAAAACUCGUUAAAACUGCUAUAGAAAUGUCGAAAAAGGUGUUUAUCACAGUUGGUACAACCAAAUUCGAUAAAUUAAUCGAAACAAUAAUGACAAAUGACAUUUUGAAGGAACUGAGUAAUCGAGGCUACGAUCACCUGAUCCUCCAGAUCGGAGCCUCGACAAUAGAUCCAGACUGCACUCCUCGUUGUGGAAUUAAAAAAAUAGAGUUCUUCAAGUUGAAGCCUUCGAUUCAAGAGUACAUGAGGAGUGCAGAUCUGGUGAUAAGUCACGCAGGUGCUGGCAGUUGUCUGGAGGCUCUGGAGGCUAGAAAACAUCUGAUUGUCGUUACCAACGAACUUCUGAUGGACAAUCAUCAGCUGGAGCUCGCUGAGCAGUUGGGGAAGGACAAUCACUUGUAUCAUUGCACGUGUGGAGAUCUCCUCGAGACCCUGAGGGUUAUGGAUCUUGGAGGACUGGUUCCUCUUGCUGGGGAUAACAGUGAAAAGAUCGCUAGGGCAAUCGAUCGAUUGAUGGGGUUUUGAUGAUCUUGGGAAAGAUCCUUUUCUUGAAGACUUGCUGCUGAGCAGAAAGUUAUUCAUAAUAAUUACGAAAGACCAUUUUACAAUUAACGAAAAACACUAGAUAAUUUUUUAAAUUAAUGAUUUAUUCUCCAUAUCAUCUUUCAACAUGAUUUACAAUAAGCGCAUUGUAAUAAUUAAAUAACAGUACAUAUAAUUAUGAUCUGUUGACGUUGAGUGAUUACAUCUCUGGCAAUGUUGGAUGUGAAAGCAUAUGUCACUGCAGGAGCUCUUCAUUAGCGUUUAUCCCAUGAUGAUGACCUCCAAUUACUUUCAUUAAUCA
Molecule: messenger RNA, 873 nt
Organism: Diachasmimorpha longicaudata
Lineage: Eukaryota; Metazoa; Arthropoda; Insecta; Hymenoptera; Braconidae
Gene: Alg13
Product: UDP-N-acetylglucosamine transferase subunit ALG13 homolog
Exons: 2
Coding region: 57-554 (165 amino acids)
Biological process (GO): dolichol-linked oligosaccharide biosynthetic process
Molecular function (GO): hexosyltransferase activity
Source: RefSeq, a predicted model, not a curated record